AUGAACCAGCCCCAUGUAGACAUGUGGGACAUCAGGGCAUUCCCUCCUAAGCUGUUGGCAGAGCAGCUGACGAUGGAUGCGGUGCUGUUUAGGGAGGUGGUGCCCUAUGACUGCCUGGGCUCCAUCUGGUCCCAAUGCAACAGGAAGGGAAAGGAGCACCUGGCACCCACUGUUCAUGCCACCAUAGCCCAAUUUUACAAUGUGGCCAAUUGCAUCAUCACCACCUGCCUUGGUGACCAGAGCAUGAAGGCCCAGGAUAGAGCCAGGGUGUUGGAGCACUGGAUCAAGGUGGCCAGGGAAUGUUUGGUCCUCAGGAACUUCUCAGUCCAUGCCAUCCUCUCUGCUCUGCAGAGCACCCUAAUCCACUGA
Molecule: messenger RNA, 369 nt
Organism: Galeopterus variegatus (Sunda flying lemur)
Lineage: Eukaryota; Metazoa; Chordata; Mammalia; Dermoptera; Cynocephalidae
Product: ral-GDS-related protein-like
Biological process (GO): positive regulation of GTPase activity; Ras protein signal transduction
Cellular component (GO): plasma membrane
Molecular function (GO): guanyl-nucleotide exchange factor activity
Source: RefSeq, a predicted model, not a curated record